This is a messenger RNA of Symbiodinium pilosum, 1889 nucleotides long. The record is from the annotation of a GenBank genome assembly. Lineage: Eukaryota; Dinophyceae; Suessiales; Symbiodiniaceae.
GUCUAGCCCACAGCGGGCACCAUAGUCCAAUGGGCUGUGGUGCAAGUGCUUCACACCUGGCAAAGGACUUGGAACGUUCGCAGCUAGAGGUUGAGAAGCUGCAGCAGGAGCUCAAGGAGAGCGAGCAGAGCCGAGCGACCCUCCAGAAACAGCUGAAGUCGGAGCUAAAGGGUGAUGCAUCCGCGCACAUUCUGGUCGAGGCCGAGCCUUUGCUCAACGCACGUGCCCGCAGCCCUGAUGCCAAAGCUGCUUCCAAUGAGCUGUUGGCAGAACGCUGUGAGGCGGUUGUGGCCGUCCAGCCUUCUUGUCCGUUGCCUUCAGCCAAGGAGUCCUUGGAGAGCAUCAUUCCGCAAGACCAUGCGCCAGGGCUGCCAUCAGUGGUUGAGCAGCAGGAGAAAGAUCUUCCAGCUCUGCAGCAGGAGCUGAAGGACGCUGGGCAUCAGGUUGAACUACCGGGAAUCGUUGUGCACGAAGUGGAGGCUCCUGCGAGCGACUGCCAAGCUGAAGUUGAGGGGCACCAGCAAAUUUCACUGGAAUCAACUGCCAGCACCUGCAGUCCUGGUGUUCUCACAAAGUCUGCGUCUACGUGCAGCCAGUGCUUUUGCGAGGCCAGCAGUCUCUUCCUGGAUCCGAGCGAUUUGAAUCAGUAUUGUGAAGGAUGCUGGACCGAAUUCUAUGGACAUCCACCCUGUCGUUCCGAGUUGGCGCUCGUGCCAAUGGAGGUGUCUGAGCCAGUGGCCGAGGAAGUCCUAGCAGAGGCCUGGUCAGAGCAAAUACUCCCUGGUUGGCCACCACCAUUUGCCAAAGUGUCUAGUCGACUCCUGCCAGAGGACGGGCCAGAAACUUGGACCUUCGUUCGAGUGCGCUUGCGACGUGAUGUAUGUGGUGGCCAUGCACGGGAACAUUUGAGUAGCAAAUGUCUGGCCAGCGGGGAAAUCCUCGCCCAGAGGUAUCAGCUGUCGCAUCCAGUCGGCGAAGGCCACUUUACGAAGGCAUUCCACGCUCGCGAUCUCAAAGGAGACAGACCGGUUUGCGUAAAGCGCCACCGCAAUCUUCCAAUCGAGGCGCUGGGCGAUCUGUACGUCAUUGGUCAGAGGCUGCAGGAAGUGGACCCAGGCGGGAACUUUUUCCCAAUCCUGGUCGAUGCUUUCUACGACUCAGUGGGUUACACGGUGGAGAGUAUGCUGGAGGGUCGCAACUGCUUGGCGCUGUCCACCGAGCAACAAGGAUUCUUCCAGGAUUUGGGGAAGCUGCGGCUGGUGGCCUUCGGAGCGCUUUCAGGGCUGGUGAUGUUGGACAAGGCUGGCAUUGUUCACAACGACAUCAAGCCAGACAAUCUCAUCUGGCAAGUCAUUGCUCCGGACCUCGGGUUAAGAUCGUGGACUUUGGAUGCGCCCGUCUUGACUUCCGACAUGAACACGGCCGCAACUGGGCUCUUGCUGAAGGUNNGAGCGGGACAUUUGGGCAAAUGGGCACCAGAGAUGACACUUCGCCUCGCCAUUGGUCAUCGGGCUGAUGUUUGGGGCACUGCAGUAUCACUUUGUGAGCUGCUCUGUGGUCGCAUGGUCUGGCGAUCAGAGAUGGACACGGCAGAGGUAGUAAUGACGCAAGCGUUGGGCUUGUGCAACCUGCGGGAUGGCGUGCCACCGUCGCUUCUGCGCCGUAGCCCAUUGGAUGUUCGUCAACUCUACACUCCCGCACCUCGCCACUGGCCGCUGCGGCGAACUGCUUGUGGCCAACUGGAGACACUGAGGCCGAAACGCUGGGGUCUCGAACAAGUUCUCGGCCAAGGAUGGCAGGGCUCCGAGAAGGCUCCCUCCUCUCGGCUCCGACUAUUCUUUGGCCGUGUCAACUCAGAAAGUACAUGUAGAUCAACACUGCUGACGUAA